Messenger RNA from Diospyros lotus (date-plum), 1388 nucleotides. RefSeq names its product malate dehydrogenase, cytoplasmic-like. The coding region runs from base 187 to 1278 and encodes 363 amino acids. Gene Ontology annotation, molecular function: L-malate dehydrogenase (NAD+) activity. The record is from RefSeq and is a predicted model, not a curated record. Lineage: Eukaryota; Viridiplantae; Streptophyta; Magnoliopsida; Ericales; Ebenaceae. Gene Ontology annotation, biological process: oxaloacetate metabolic process; malate metabolic process; tricarboxylic acid cycle. The transcript has 7 exons.
UCCCGUGGGGGUGUUCGCUUUGGGUUCUCUGCUUGCUUGAUCAGAGAUCACCAUACAUCCUGAGUAUACAUACAUACAUGCAUAUAUAUAUAUAUAUAAUGUUGGAAGGGAGGGUAAAUAACUAUCUGAUAGCUAAAUUUAUUGGAAAGAUUGGAGGGUUUCGUUCCGUUCUUGUGGAAAAUAUUAAUGGAGGGCGUGGAAUUGCUUGAUAAGAUUGUUGUUGUCUUGGGUUGUCUGUUUCUGUCAUGGAAGAUCAUCAGCUACAUAUGCAGCUUCCUCAAUGGAGAGAAGGAACCUAUGACAGUGUUGGUGACUGGUGCAGCAGGGCAAAUAGGUUAUGCACUAGUGCCAAUGAUUGCGAAAGGGCUGAUGCUAGGUCCAGAUCAGCCUGUAAUUCUACACAUGCUUGACAUUGAACCUGCUGCUGAGGCCUUGAAAGGGGUCAAAAUGGAGCUCAUUGAUGCUGCCUUCCCUCUUCUCAAGGGUGUUGUGGCCACCACAGACGUUGUUGAAGCUUGUCAAGGGGUAAAUAUAGCCAUCAUGGUUGGUGGCUUCCCCAGGAAGGAUGGAAUGGAGAGGAAGGAUAUGAUGUCCAAAAAUAUCUCCAUUUACAAAGCUCAAGCUUCAGCUUUAGAGCAUCAUGCUAGACCUGAUUGCAAGGUGCUAGUAGUUGCAAACCCAGCCAACACCAAUGCAUUAAUCUUGAAAGAGUUUGCCCCUUCAAUCCCAGAGAAAAACAUCACUUGUCUCACAAGGCUUGAUCACAAUAGGGCACUUGGCCAAAUCUCAGAGAGGCUAAACGUCCCUGUUAGUGAUGUGAAGAAUGUCAUCAUAUGGGGAAAUCACUCUUCAACCCAAUACCCUGAUGUCAACCAUGCCACUGUAACCACCAGUUCUGGAGACAAGCCUGUCAGACAACUCAUCAACAACGAUAAAUGGCUAAAUACCGAGUUCAUCAGCACAGUGCAGCAGCGAGGGGCGGCAAUCAUAAAAGCUAGAAAGAUGUCGAGUGCAUUAUCGGCUGCAAGCUCUGCUUGUGAUCACAUGCGUGACUGGGUUGUUGGCACUCCCAAGGGGAGAUGGGUUUCAAUGGGAGUCUAUUCUGAUGGAUCGUAUGGAAUCCAACCUGGCCUUAUCUACUCUUUUCCUGUUAUUUGUGAGAAAGGAGAAUGGUCCAUUGUGCAGGGGCUGAAGAUUGAUGAGUUUUCAAGGGGAAAGAUGGAUGCCACAGCGAAUGAGCUCAUUGAGGAGAAAUCAUUGGCCUAUUCCUGUCUCUAACUCAUAAAAUAAUUCAACAAAGAUGAUAGAAUCAUGGGCCUAUAAUUGACUUUGUAAUUUGGAUAUGUCAUUUGGCUUUUGGAUGUGUAAUGACUAAUGAACAAAUUUUA